This is a messenger RNA of Mugil cephalus (flathead mullet), 1028 nucleotides long. It is a transcript of the gene tm4sf5, whose product is annotated as transmembrane 4 L six family member 5. Lineage: Eukaryota; Metazoa; Chordata; Actinopteri; Mugiliformes; Mugilidae. Gene Ontology annotation, cellular component: membrane. The transcript is spliced from 5 exons. The record is from RefSeq and is a predicted model, not a curated record. Bases 124 to 732 code for a protein of 202 amino acids.
GUCACACACCUUUUCACUGACUUCCUUUUGACUCCGGGAGGGUGAGCGAGACAGAAGAAGAAGAAGAAGAAGAAGAAGAAAGGAGAGCAGCCAAACAAGAGGAACAAUAGAGAAGCUAAAAGCAUGUGCUGUACGGGAAAGUGUGCCCGCCUGGUGGGCCUGAUCCUGCUGCCUUCAGCCUUCAUCUGCAUGAUCUCCAACCUGCUGCUGUUCUUCCCCGACGGGCAGAGUCUGGACAAUGACCACAUCUCCCUCCAGGUCUGGCUCAUGGGGGGGCUCAUCGGAGGAGGACUCUUUAUGCUGUGUCCGAGCUGCUCGGCUAUCAGAGCCGGGGGCAAGGGUUGCUGUGGAACAGGUUGCUGUGGCAACCGCUGCCGGAUGCUGAGCUCGGUCUUCUCGUCUGCCUUCGGCCUGAUUGGAGCGAUUUACUGCACCAGUGUGGCCUCAGCCGGUCUGGCUAUUGGACCCAAGUGCCAGCUGGUCAAUGGUAACUGGGAGUACCCCUUUGAAAACCUCGGCACGGGCAAUGGCAGCUACCUUGUAAACCAAACGCUGUGGACGACCUGUGUGUUCCCCAAUAACGCUGUGCUGUGGCACGUGGUUCUGUUCUCCAUACUGCUGGCCAUGGGCGUGCUGCAGCUGGUGCUCUGCAGCAUCCAGGUGAUCAACGGCUGUGUGGGAUGCAUCUGCGGAGACUGUCGGGACAGCAAAGAUGAUGACAGCGGACUGUGAAAGUGAGGACGAUGAUCCUGCUCUAACCUGCUUCACAAGGGCCAGGGACGCAUCUCUUCAUCUGUCCAGCAAAAUAUCUGUGAAGAAGAUCUUUUGAUACCCAUUGAUACCUUUACUUCUGUCUUUCAUCUUUCUUUUAUGUUCUGUUAUUUGGGGAGAUUCAAUUUUAUGCAUAUUGUUUGAGAUGCAUUGGCUGUAAAUAAUUCUGAAUUAAUAAGAGUUUCCCUGCUGAAGGCCUGUAUAGAACAUAUUUGCACUAAAUCUCACAAAAUAAUAAAAGCUACGCUUUAAUCAAA